AAUGGACGAGUGUCCUGCGCUGUUCGUAUUUGUCCAAAGUUGAAGUGUGCGACCAUAAUGCAAGUUAAAGGAAAAGAUUCUUGUUGUACACAUUGCCGAGGUAGAAACAAUACAUGCAUAAAAGUUCAUUUUUGGUUAAAACACAAAAUAAUAUAUUCAAUAACUGUAAAAGAAUAAAAUAUUAUUAUAUGAUAGAAUGCAACCAUAUAUUAUUAUAUUAUUAAUUUUAGUUAACUUUCCAGGUUUCCCGCUUGCGCCAAUUGGUGGCUUAUUUCAGUUUAAGCCUGCAGUAACUGUUCAAGGUAAGCACUUAUAAUUACAUUCCUUUGAGAUCCUACAAGCAUAUUUACGAAACAUACAGUAUCACUGCAGGCAAUAAUUGGAAUUUUUGUACCCGGCGCAAUACGUAAAAUCUUGAGUAUAUAGCCAGUCCAUUUAACUUAAAGAAGUUGUUUUAUGUUUCCAGGUUCUUGCUUUGACAAAGGACGUUAUUAUAAAAACAAAGAUAUGUGGAAUCCUUUAGUAUCCACGUCAGAAACUAAAGCCUUCCAACAGCCAAACUGUGAUCUCUGCGUUUGUCAA
This is a messenger RNA of Paramuricea clavata, 582 nucleotides long. The record is from the annotation of a GenBank genome assembly. Lineage: Eukaryota; Metazoa; Cnidaria; Anthozoa; Malacalcyonacea; Plexauridae.